AAAAAAAAAAAAUGAAGGGUGGUUGAGGAAGCUUCCUAGCAACUGGACUUCCUGAGGAAUGCGUCUCGUCUUUAUCUUUCCUGAAUUGUUUUGUGGUUGAUGAACAACUCUGGCCAAGAACAACGGGUGGACCUGCCUGAUUGUGAGGUGAGUUAUUUCUAGUCCAGGCCUGGCAUGCAGAUUACCAACGAGCAUAAGGAAUUCGUGAAUAGGCAAAUUGAAAUCUUGGUGGAUUUGUUGCUGGUUUGAUUUGUGAUUCCGAUUUGGGGCCUUUUUUCCCAUUGUUUUGAGGCAUUUGAACUGGGUUUGAUUUGGUAGAAAGGGUUGGCAGUUGAUUGUUUGGCUGUCGAAAAAUUUCAAUCCAUUGAAAUCUGGAAUUUGGUGCCAAAUUUGAAUUAGGAUCUAGUGGAUAGGUUUUUCUGUUGUUUCUUGAAUUGAUCAGACAAAGAUAGAUUUGGAAGGCUAUGGAGCUGGCUCGGGAAGAACCCAGCCCCAAUGGAGAGGUGGAGGAGGACAAUGACAGAGACCUCUCUGGGGAUACUCCUCUCAAGGAGACUCGCCAUAAUCGGACACAUUUUCCUGGUGCCGUGAGAAAGAAAGCAUAUAUAUUCAAUGGGUACGGCGAAUUCUAUAACAAGGAAUGGGAUCUUGCUGAAGGCACAGGCAAUGAGUUUUGUUGGUACCAUGUUGAACUCCCAAAAGGGAAUCAGAAACUCUCACAGGCUGCACAACAUCUCAUUGAUGUUCUUUGCCCACCUUUGAAACUCCAGGACAUUCUCUCACUUGUUAGCAAUGGACCUUUUUGUGGGCAUGUUGAUGGGGCACUUGUGUUUAGAGUCAAUUCACCGGGACCUGCCUCGAGUGAUUUUACGUUCCGAAUAGCUGCAAGAAUUACUGAGAGUUCAGUGAUUACGGUGUCCCUGGGCCGUGUUCCCAGAUUGGGGUUCUCACCAAUGGGUGAAUCUCUACUUUCAGAGGUCCCAAGAGUGGAGAGUCCUAGUUAUGUUAGAGGCGAGAGGAAGGAAGGGGGUGGAAUUGUGAUCAGGGAGCAUGUUCUUGAGUUUCUGUUGACAAUGAAUCAUUCUGAGGGGGGCGAUAAUCCUGUACCUAGAACUGUAUCAAAUCUUGUUGUUCACAUUAUUGAUACACAUGUGGACCAACUCCAAGAUCUUGUGACUAAACUUGAAAUGGAGUUGGAUUCAGUGGAGUUUGAAAUGGAUAAAGGUGGUUUUGCUUUGAAGAAACAAAUGUUGGAUGACAGGAGAUUCCCAAAAUUGCAUCUUAAUUUGCAGCGACUCUUGCAGGUAAUAGCACAUGGGGAGCAAGUGUUUCCUAGAGUCAAGGAAAAGUGCUCUUCAAAACGAUGGUUUGCCAGCGAGGAUAUUAUCUCACUUGAAGAGUUAAUCGGACGGCUCAGGAGGUUAAAAGAGAAUGUUGGGUUUAUAGCCAAUCGUGUUACAGCAAUCCAGGCUGGUCUUGAUAGCUGGCAAGCCGAGCAAAUAAACAGGAAAUUAUAUUAUCUCUCAUUCCUCUCAAUAAUAUUCCUUCCCUUAUCCAUCAUCACUGGAGUGUUCGGGAUGAAUGUGGGAGGAGUUCCAUGGACAGGACAACGAGACCCAGCUCUAAAAAAUGGGUUCCGCAACGUCAUCUUACUGUGUGUGAUGAUGUUAUUUCUAGUGCUCUUAUGCUUUGCUUUCCCAGCUAUCUAUGCCCGUAUAGCUUCUUGGCGGAGACGAAGGGCUUUACGGAGAAGCUGGUCGCUCAACAGGAAGUCAUUCCUUAAGAGAAUCCCCGGCGGAUCCGAAAGAGGGGGUUAUCUUAGGAUUUGAAGAGAGUAAUACCAUCUCAUGGAAAGUUCUUCAACCCACCAGUUGCCAUCAACCAACUUGGGUUUAUCCAUUUCUUGAAUGACAAACAAUAGCAUCUUAAUCAACUCCUCCAUGGAAAUGGAAAUUCUUGUGAAGUGUUUGAUGUUUAUUCCAGUCAAAGAUGAAACAGGUUCGAGUUUUCUAGUUGGAAGUGAGCCUAUUCUUUUGUUGAUUCCAUUUUUCCAUCUUUCGUGUUUUCCUCUCAGUAUAUAUCGCCUUCCACUUCCAGAGAACCCAUUAACUGUAUGUGCAUUUUAUUUUUCGGUCCUAGACAGAUACAUUGAGAAUCAUUGUCAUUUAAUGUAAUAGUAUGUUACUAACAUAAUCAUUGUCUAGUAACCCAUUAACUGUAUGUUACUAGAAAUUCCUCAA
Messenger RNA from Vitis riparia (riverbank grape), 2240 nucleotides. Its product is annotated as zinc transport protein ZntB. Gene Ontology annotation, molecular function: metal ion transmembrane transporter activity. Lineage: Eukaryota; Viridiplantae; Streptophyta; Magnoliopsida; Vitales; Vitaceae. Gene Ontology annotation, biological process: metal ion transport; transmembrane transport. Bases 465 to 1829 code for a protein of 454 amino acids. The transcript has 7 exons. Gene Ontology annotation, cellular component: membrane. The record is from RefSeq and is a predicted model, not a curated record.